Molecule: messenger RNA, 911 nt
Organism: Scheffersomyces amazonensis
Lineage: Eukaryota; Fungi; Ascomycota; Pichiomycetes; Serinales; Debaryomycetaceae
Exons: 1
Source: RefSeq, a predicted model, not a curated record
GCUCAAACCUAAUUUUUUUGGGGCAUCUUAAAUUCGCUAUUUGCAAUCUAUCACAUAUAAUUAUAUAUAUAUACAUAUAUAUAUACAAAGAUAAAAAUAGAUAUUUAACUUAACAAGCUAUUAUAAUGACAGACGAUUUAGAUAAGAUAUUAUCUAUAGAGGAGUCAUCAUUUUCAAAAGAUCUUGAAAUUGACCGGAUAUUGAAUUGUGAUGAAUUCGAUUAUUUUGCUAUUUUAAAUAUUAAUCCAUUGAAAUUCAUUAAUGAUGAUACAGGAUUGUUAAAUACAGUAAGAAAAACUUAUAGAAGACGAAGUUUAUUGAUUCAUCCUGAUAAGACAAACAAUACUAAGGCUCCAUUGGCAUUUGAUAGGUUUAAGAAGGCAGAAACAAUCUUAUCUAUUAAUUUGGUAGAUCUUAUUGAUACAGAUGAUAUCACAUUACGAAAUAAAUUGAAUGAAAAGAAAAGAUUAAUAAGUAUAUAUGAAGAAAUAAAACAGCAAUUAGGUAUAGAAAAUGAUAGAGUUGAUAUUGAUAUUGAACUUGAUCGUAUAAGACAAGAAGUACUGAUAAUUUUAAAGGAAGAAGUAGAAAAAGAUGAGAUAUCCAGAUUACAACAACAACAGAAAGAUGCGGCUAGAAUGGCUGAACAAACUCAACGUAUGACAGAACGACAAUUAAAGAAACAAAUGGAAAAUAAAUGGGAAGAUGACCGAGAUCAACGAGUUAAGAGUUGGCGAAAGUAUACUAAUAAAGUAGAGAAAAAGGCAAUUAAGAAGAAGAAGAAAGAUAUAAAACCUAAAGUGUUAGCAUAGAUUAUGUAAGUUGUAUAAUUUGUAUAAAUAUAUCAUAAUAAUUAUCGGUCAUGUGUAUAUUAGAACCAAAACAAGGAUGAAUGAUUUGGCUGUAAAAAU